UUGGCAGCUGUUUGUUUACAUCGGCGACGAAAGAACACAAAGGCAUUUCCUCUCGUUUCUUUAUAUUCUCUCCUCUCAGGGGAUGUAACAAUGACGAGGAGCGGGGGGGCGGCGGUGGCUCCACGCCCGCUCAACACGGUGCAGUUCGAGCAUCCUUCUCACACGGGCGCCCUUCUCUACGGCCUCAACACCCUGCGCUCCAAGGGCCUGCUGCUCGAUGUCACCCUCAUCGCCGGCGGGGAGGCCUUCCAGGCCCACCGCGUCGUGCUGGCCUCCUGCAGCGACUACUUCCGCGCCAUGUUCACCGACGAGAUGCGCGAGCGGUGCCAGUCGGAGAUCUGCCUGAACGGCGUCAGCGCAGCCGGCCUCCAGUGCCUGCUGGAGUACGCCUACACGAGUCGCCUCUGCCUCAACCUGGCCAACAUCCAGGACGUGCUGUCCGCGGCCGCGCACGUGCAGGUGCUCACCGUGGUGGAGGCCUGCUCGAACUAUCUCCAGGCUCAGCUUGACCUGGAUAACUGCGUCGACAUCGCAACGAUCGCCGAGACAUACUCUCUUCAUGGCCUACGGAAGAGAGUGUAUGCCUUCAUGAGCUCUCACCUGCACCAGUUCAGCAAGAUGGCGGACUUUCAGCGCCUCACCGUGUCGCAGCUGUUGCAUCUGCUGUCGUGCGACUACCCGGUGGACUGCAGCGAGGCGCAGGUCCUCCUCACCGUGGCGGGGUGGCUGCAGCACAACCCCUCCGAGCGCGGUCGCCACGCCGCGGCGCUCCUGCAGACGCUCAACCUGGAGGAGGUGCCUGCGGCUGUGCUGGAACGCGCGGCGCACCUGUCCGUGUUGGAGGCGCCGCUGCGAGCCGCCCUGCGCCAGACCGUGCCGCCACUGAGCCCCGCGCCGCCCACUGGCCUCGUCAACUCGAGGGGCUUGGAGCUGGCGGUAGUAAAAGUGGGCGGGUUCAGCAUCGCCGGAAUCACGAACGAGAUCACGUACUUUAUGCCGUCCGUGGGGCGCUGGCGGCACCUCACGACCAUCCCGCACGUGGAACAGUGUAACUACGGGACGGCGGUGCUGAACAAUGAACUCUACGUGAUUGGAGGAUGUUUCAACCAGUCGCUGCAGGAGAACAUUCACCCCUUCGGCUUCCGCUACAAUCCCCAGCAGAACAAGUGGAGCACGAUGGCCCCCAUGCAGCGCGAGCGGUGUCGCUUCUCGCUGAGCGUGGUGUCGGGGCAGCUGUAUGCCGUGGGAGGAGCCAGCGAGGCCAGCGACGAAGGGGCAGCCGAGGACGAGAGCCCCUGCGAGGCCUACGACCCGGCGACCGACACCUGGAACCCCAUCGCCGCGCUGCCCGGCGCCCGAGCGCAGCACGCGGCAGCGGCGCUCAACGGGCUGCUGUACGUGAGUGGGGGACUCGAGGGCGACCACGUCCUAGACUCGUGCCAGGUGUACGACCCGAGCACGGGCACGUGGGAGCUGCGCGCGUCCUUGCUCACGCCGCGGGCAGACCACUACUGCGUCACGCACUCCAACUGCCUCUUCAUCUGCGGCGGCUGGUACGAGGACGAGGCCACCAACACCAGAGUGUUAGUGGAUACCAUAGACUGCUACGACCCGUCGACAGACACGUGGUCGGUGGUGAGCCGCGUGCCCACGCCGCGGUACCACGCCGGCAUCGUUGUCAUCAGCUCGAGGCUCUACGUGAUCGGAGGCUUUCACUCCGAUGCGACUUUCGACCGCGCCACGGGAGUCAUCGAGUGCUACGACCUCGAGAGUGGGCUGUGGAGUGUGGAGAACGCCUACCCACAGGACAUUUGGGAGCACGUGUGCGUCCCCCUGUACAUCCCUCGGUGUCGGGAUGACAUGGACGUCUUGGCCAUUACGAAAUAGUUGCCUUAUACUGCGACAGAGGCUGAUGGGGGAGAUAUCAUGCCAACGCAUAGUUUGUUGAAGAAUACCCGUACGGAAGUGUUGCUGAAUGUUUCGAAAGAGAACAUUUAUUAACUGUUGUUAUCAAGCAAAAACAAAAGAAAAAAAUGUUCACAAAAUGAUGCAAGAAAAGGUUUUUCUGUGUUUUUAGCACUGAACACAGAAAUAUAAUCUUAUGGUGAAUACUUUGUUCAGCUGUUACACUUUUUUGUAAUGGAUAAAGCGGCAAAAUCAGCACGAGCAAAAUUCAAUUAACAAAAAAAAAAAAAAAAAAGAAAUAAAAAAGUAUAUAU
Messenger RNA from Penaeus chinensis, 2219 nucleotides. RefSeq names its product kelch-like protein 26. Lineage: Eukaryota; Metazoa; Arthropoda; Malacostraca; Decapoda; Penaeidae. Gene Ontology annotation, molecular function: protein binding. The record is from RefSeq and is a predicted model, not a curated record.